GCAUUUUAAAGAAAUUACUAGCAAACAAAGUAAAAAAUAAGCCCAUACAAAUGCAGUCGCCAUAUUUUAUAGCUCUUUGGUGGCUACUUGUAUAUGAUUCUCUUUUAUGGCAAACAGCUGUUGCACGGCAGAAAUUCUGUGGUGAUAGCCUCUCACAGGCAUUGGAUUUGAUCUGCACUAACGGUUAUAAUGUCCUAUUAAUCAAUCCAUCUCAAAAACGCACCGAGUCUGAUAUGGACGAAUCAGUUGCAACCAAGUAUAAAAAUGAAGUAUCGGGAGAGUUACUUUUAUCGAGUUAUCCUCUCAUCAAUGGAAUGAAUCCAGUUUUGUCGAAAAUGUUUAAAAACAUGUUGGCAUCAGUGCGUCAUCGACGUAGUCGUAAUGGAUUGUUCCAAGGCAUAUAUGAUGAGUGUUGCACGCAGCCUUGCUCUUAUGGAGAAUUGUCCGCUUACUGUCGUCCUAAUUAGCUAGAGCAGUUUUAUAAAUCUCAUUAUUAAUUCAUAUUAUUAAUUCGUAUCUUGAAAUGCACUUAUAUGG
Anastrepha ludens (Mexican fruit fly) is the source of this 537-nucleotide messenger RNA. RefSeq names its product probable insulin-like peptide 1. Lineage: Eukaryota; Metazoa; Arthropoda; Insecta; Diptera; Tephritidae. Bases 51 to 467 code for a protein of 138 amino acids. The record is from RefSeq and is a predicted model, not a curated record. Gene Ontology annotation, molecular function: hormone activity. Gene Ontology annotation, cellular component: extracellular region. The transcript has 2 exons.